Alternaria infectoria is the source of this 807-nucleotide messenger RNA. RefSeq lists its product as uncharacterized. Gene Ontology annotation, cellular component: mitochondrial inner membrane. NCBI's taxonomy places the organism in Eukaryota, Fungi, Ascomycota, Dothideomycetes, Pleosporales, Pleosporaceae. The transcript is spliced from 2 exons. Gene Ontology annotation, biological process: fatty-acyl-CoA biosynthetic process; fatty acid beta-oxidation using acyl-CoA dehydrogenase. Bases 1 to 807 code for a protein of 268 amino acids. The record is from RefSeq and is a predicted model, not a curated record. Gene Ontology annotation, molecular function: glutaryl-CoA dehydrogenase activity; flavin adenine dinucleotide binding; fatty-acyl-CoA binding.
AUGAGUCUGAUCACCAGAGCUGUGGAGAGAGUCGAUUCUGGAUAUCGUUCCGGCUACUCGGUCCAAAGCUCACUGGCCAUGGGCGGUAUCGAGGAGUUUGGAUCUGAAGAACUGAAGGAGCGCCUCCUACCCAAGAUGGCCAAGGGCCAACUGCUGGGCUGCUUUGGUCUGACUGAGCCAAACCACGGAUCCGAUCCAGGCUCUCUGGAGACGACUGCUAAGCCGCAUCCGACCAAGAAGGGCUACUACUCACUGUCUGGAUCAAAGACGUGGAUCACAAACUCGCCCAUUGCCGAUGUUCUCCUUGUCUGGGCGAAGCUGCACGAGACUGGCAAGAUCCGUGGCUUUGUCAUUGAGCGCGACCAAUGUCCACCGGGUACUCUCGAGACCCCGCCAAUCAAGCACAAGAACGGUCUGCGGGCGUCCAUUACCGGCAUGAUCCAGCUUGAUGACUGUCCCGUGUCCGAAGCAAACAUGUUUCCAGAGGUUGAGGGUUUGAAGGGACCCUUCAGCUGUCUCAACUCGGCCAGAUAUGGCAUCGCCUGGGGUACUAUCGGUGCUCUCGAGGACUGCAUCGCAAGGACCCGAGAGUACGCCCUCGAGAGAAAACAAUUCAAGAACAACCCGAUUGCCAAGUACCAGCUUGUGCAGAAGAAGCUAGCUGACGCGACGACGGAUGCUGCAUACGGUAUCCUGGCCGCCCACCAAGUCGGAAGGCUCAAGGACGAGGGCAAAGCUGCACCUGAGAUGAUCUCUAUGAUCAAGAGACAGAACUGUGACCGGGCUUUGAUCAACGCGCGAACGUAA